This is a messenger RNA of Lodderomyces pseudojiufengensis, 1176 nucleotides long. RefSeq lists its product as uncharacterized. NCBI's taxonomy places the organism in Eukaryota, Fungi, Ascomycota, Pichiomycetes, Serinales, Debaryomycetaceae. The coding region runs from base 1 to 1176 and encodes 391 amino acids. The transcript is spliced from 2 exons. The record is from RefSeq and is a predicted model, not a curated record.
AUGCAAAUAUUAGAAGUUAAUUAUGAAACAAGUACAAAUUUAGGUACAGGUUAUUAUAAAAAGAUUAGAAAAGAUAUGAUACCAAGGGUUAAAGACUCAUUAGAAAAUUUUGAUGAUUCAGUAUUCGAUGACAUUGACUUUUGCAUGUAUAUGUAUAAUCCACCAAGUCCAUCCCCAUUUUUACCACCAGAGUUUGUAAACUUCAUAAAAUCAGAAUUUAAAAAGAACAUAAAUAACUACGGACUUAAAACAGUUGACAUAUUUGAUGAAAGAAAAAUGAGUGGUUACUAUAAUGCCGUUGCCAAAUUCAGAUCCUACUUCGGAGAAAAUUUUAAUCCCAUCAAACAAAAUAACGAACAAAAGAGCUAUGUUAAAUUAUUUAAUUCAAUUUUCAACCAAACCAUCAGUUAUGAAAGUGAAAUUCCCAUUAAUAUAUUCACUUACAUUUUUUUGCACUCAUUUAUCCAUUAUUUCAAUAAUAAUUCUGACUCAACUACUACUCAUGAAGAAUUUUGGGAAAAGUUCAAUUUUGAAGGAAUAAAAAUAGAAGACAAAAUCAUUUUAGGAGAUCUUUUGAAAUCUUUUAAUCUCAUUGAAUUGGAUACAGAACUGAAUCAAUUAAAAGAACUGUUCCCUGAAUGUUUAUUUUUGUUUACAAUUUUGAAAGAAGAAUUAAUCUACUCACAUUCUUUUAAUAUGAAACUAGUUGAAGCUGUAAAUCAACAAAGUUGUGAAAGCCCAGAUUGGAUUUCAAUAUCUAAAGUUUUUGAGAAUAAAUUGACACCUAUUGUUUUCAAAAGUCAUUUUGAAGACUUAAAAGAUUCAAAAAAAGUAACUCAUGAUGGAACAAAGUUUGUUUAUAAUGAAGACUGUGGGGAAACAAAUACAGAUAACUUACACGUUGAUAGUUCUGGAAAUAUUGAACGAUUAAAUAUACUUCAAAGAGAGUUUAACCCCACUGGGAUUUAUAUGAAAGAUGAUAUAUAUAAUUAUGUCACAGGAUUAUUCAAAGAAGGUUAUUAUAUUUCCCUUGGAGGAUCAGCUAUAAAAAACUGGGACAAAUUGUCAAAAGAUUUAGAUUUAGAUUUGGAUCUUCAUAAAUCAACUUUAUAUAGAUUGAUUUUCAAUGAUUCAGAACCAGCUUUCGGAACUGGCUUUCUUACUCUCAAGAAGUAA